Messenger RNA from Alexandromys fortis (reed vole), 6597 nucleotides. It is a transcript of the gene Secisbp2l, whose product is annotated as SECIS binding protein 2 like. Gene Ontology annotation, molecular function: ribonucleoprotein complex binding; selenocysteine insertion sequence binding; mRNA 3'-UTR binding. Lineage: Eukaryota; Metazoa; Chordata; Mammalia; Rodentia; Cricetidae. Gene Ontology annotation, biological process: selenocysteine incorporation. The transcript is spliced from 18 exons. The record is from RefSeq and is a predicted model, not a curated record. The coding region runs from base 141 to 3416 and encodes 1091 amino acids. Gene Ontology annotation, cellular component: ribonucleoprotein complex.
CGGGCCAGUGGCGUAGCCGAGUCGGCGUCCGGCCGGCUGUGCGGAGAGGACGGGACCCGGCGGCACCGAGCGGGGGCCAUGGAGAAAGCGGCCCGCGGCUCCGCGUACACCGACUAGAGCCGGCGUCCGCCGCCGGCGCCAUGGACCGAGCGCCGGCCGAGCAGAAUGUCAAGCUUUCCGCUGAAGUAGAGCCAUUUAUUCCCCAGAAGAAAAAUCCGGACACAUUUGUGCUCCCUAUGGCUCUCCCAAAUGAUAAUGGAAGUGUUUCUGGUGUUGAAGCAACGCCAAUCCCCAGUUAUCUGAUUACCUGUUAUCCAUUUGUCCAGGAAAACCAGUCCAAUAGACAGUUUCCUUUAUAUAACAACGAUAUACGAUGGCAGCAGCCCAGCCCGAACCCUACAGGUCCCUACCUUGCCUACCCCAUUAUAUCUGCUCAGCCACCUGUGUCCACAGAGUACACCUAUUACCAGCUGAUGCCAGCACCCUGUGCCCAAGUUAUGGGCUUCUAUCACCCUUUUCCUGCACCUUACUCUAGCACCUUCCAGGCUGCAAACACUGUCAAUGCUAUAACCACAGAAUGCACCGAGCGUCCAAACCAGCUGGGACAGGCCUUCUCUUUGUCCAGUCAUCGGAGCCGCAAUGGUAACAGAGGGCCAGCAGUGUCAAAACCACAGCUUUUACAGCAACAUAUAAAAAACAAAAGACCACAGGUGAAGAAUGUGGCUACUCAGAAAGAAACAAGCUCAGCAGGUCCUGAUAGCCGGUCAAAAAUUGUGCUUCUGGUAGAUGCUUCCCAGCAGACUGAUUUCCCAUCAGACAUUGCUAAUAAGUCUCUCUCAGAGAGCACAGCCACAAUGCUCUGGAAAGCCAAAGGCAGGAGGAGGAGAGCAUCCCAUCCUGCUGCAGAGUCCUCCAGUGAGCAGGGGGCCAGCGAAGCUGACAUCGACAGCGACAGUGGCUACUGUAGCCCCAAGCACAAUAACCAGCCUGCGGCAGGAGCGCUGCGGAAUCCUGAUUCUGGGACCGUGAACCAUGCGGAAUCAUCAGGCUGUACAGGUGGUGUCAACUGGCCCAAAGUAACUUGCCAGGCAACCCAGAAAAGACCCUGGAUGGAAAAACACCCAGCGUUUUCUAGAGGGGGAAGGCAAACUGAACAAAGAAAUAAUUCACAGGCUGGAUUCAGAUGCCGAGGACACAGUACUUCCUCCGAAAGAAGACAGAGUUUGCAAAAGAGACAAGACAAUAAGCACCUAAACUCUGCUCAGUCUCACAGAAGGGACAUAAAUUCUGACUCUUUAUAUUUUGAGGAUGAAGAUGGGUUUCAAGAACUAAGUGAGAAUGGAAAUUCUAAAGAUGAGAAUAUUCAACAGAAACUUCCUUCAAAAGUAUUGGAUGACUUACCUGAAAACUCACCCAUCAAUAUAGUUCAGACUCCAAUUCCCAUUACCACGUCAGUUCCCAAACGAGCCAAGAGUCAAAAGAAGAAAGCACUAGCUGCAGCCCUUGCCACAGCACAAGAAUACUCCGAAAUAAGUAUGGAGCAGAAAAAAUUGCAGGAAGCUUUAUCAAAAGCAGCUGGAAAAAAGAAUAAAACCCCUGUACAGCUAGAUUUAGGGGACAUGCUAGCUGCUCUGGAGAAGCAACAGCAAGCAAUGAAAGCACGCCAGAUCACCAACACCAGACCACUGCCGUACCCAGUCGCCACCGCAGCUGCUUUUCACACGAAAGACUCUGCCGCCAGAAAGCCUUUAACCAAAAGUCAGCCCUGCUUGCCGUCCUCUAGUUCUCUGGACAUUACUUCCUCCAAAGCAAAGAAAGGAAAAGAGAAGGAAAUUGCAAAGCUAAAACGACCCACAGCACUCAAAAAGGUUAUUCUGAAAGAAAGAGAGGAGAAGAAGGGACGUCUGACUGUGGAACACAGCGUUUUGGGAGCCGAGGAGCCAACAGAAGCGCAUUUGGACCUCACCAGUGACUUGCCUCAGGAGACUGUCUCCCAGGAAGAUACUGGACUGAGCAUGCCCAGUGAUGCUUCACUGUCUCCAGCAAGUCAGAACUCUCCGUACUGUAUGACACCUGUGUCGCAAGGCUCUCCUGCCAGUUCCGGCAUAGGCAGCCCAAUGGCUUCCUCAACCAUAACCAAAAUCCACAGCAAGAGAUUUCGAGAAUAUUGUAAUCAGGUUCUCUCUAAAGAAAUUGAUGAAUGUGUGACUCUCCUUCUGCAAGAACUUGUCAGUUUCCAGGAGCGCAUCUACCAGAAGGACCCCGUGAGAGCCAAAGCCAGGCGGCGGCUGGUCAUGGGGCUGAGGGAGGUCACGAAGCACAUGAAGCUGAACAAGAUCAAGUGCGUCAUCAUUUCCCCGAACUGUGAGAAGAUCCAGUCAAAGGGUGGCCUAGAUGAGGCCCUCUACAAUGUCAUAGCCAUGGCCCGGGAACAGGAGAUUCCUUUUGUGUUUGCCCUUGGAAGGAAAGCUUUGGGACGCUGCGUGAACAAGUUGGUUCCUGUUAGUGUCGUGGGAAUCUUCAACUAUUUUGGUGCUGAGAGCCUAUUUAAUAGAUUAGUGGAGCUCACCGAGGAAGCCAGGAAGGCGUAUAAAGACAUGGUCGCAGCAACAGAGCAGGAGCAGGCAGAGGAAGCCCUGAAGAGCGUGAAGAGCGUGCCUCACCACAUGGGCCACUCUCGGAACCCCUCUGCAGCCAGUGCCGUCUCCUUCUGCAGUGUCAUCUCUGAACCUAUUUCGGAAGUAAAUGAAAAGGAAUAUGAAACUAAUUGGAGAAGCAUGGUGGAGACUUCAGAUGGCUUGGAAACAUCAGAGAACGAGAAAGAGCUUCCCUCUAAGCAGGGCCCUUCUGAAAAGCCUAGUAAACUCGUGCUUGACACAACCCUUGUGAGGAAGCAGCCGCUACCAGCUGCAGGUAGCACUACCUCAGCGCCAAGCCAGGGGAAGCCCCUAAGUGACAAGGACGAGCUGAAGCCAGAUGACCUGGAGUGGGCCUCCCAGCAGAGCACCGAGACAGGCUCCCUGGAUGGCAGUUGCCGAGAUCUUUUGAAUUCCUCCAUCACCAGCACCACCAGCACUCUUGUACCUGGCAUGCUUGAAGAAGAGGAUGAUGAAGAAGAGGAAGAGGAGGAAGAUUAUACUCACGAACCCAUAUCAGUGGAAGUGCAACUCAAUAGUAGAAUUGAGUCCUGGGUCUCAGAGACCCAGAGGACUAUGGAAACCCUUCAGCUCGGCAAGGCCCUUCCUGGCUCCGAGGAAGACAAUGCAGAACAAAGUGGAGAGGAAUCUGCAGAAGCACCUGAGGGCCUGGAAUCAGGGGUGGAUGGUGAGACCUGGACCCCUGACCAGCAGCCGAAGCCCAGCAUUUCCAUGAACAAAGAGCACUCUGACUCCAAUUCUGCUCCCCCAAAUCUGUAACUCAGGAAGUGUCAGCUGUCUCCAGCCGUGUCUGGCUGCAGCCAUGUCCCUGACACUCCAUCUCAGCGUUUUCCACUGUCCAGUUAUUUACUGUGUUUUUAAUUCCCAACAGACCUUUUAUAGCUUCUACCUAUUUUGUUACGAUCUCUAGCUUCUCUCCUAACUAGUGUCCAAGUCUCUUUCUGAGAAUUGUGGAGACAGUUCAGACUUGUUUCAACUUACUUUGUAAUGAAAAAUAAUGAUUAAAGAAAGAAGACCAAAUUCUACAGAAAAAACAGCUAAUGGCUGUUUAAGGUUAUUUUACAAACUAAAGAUUGAGAUUAUAAGGACCAGUGUUUGCUGAUUCCAUCUCCUUCAGGGUAAUUUUUGUCUGUUGGAGUUGUGGAAGCUGCUUAUGAAAAGUGCUGGAGGUAGAUCAGGGACUUCAAGUCAAGGGCAGCAAGGCUGCUCAGCGCUAUGCAUUAAAAAUGGGUGCAGAUUUUACUUGGUCCACAGUGCUUGUUUCCGAAGCUGCUGGUCAUUGUAACCCACAGAAGUCGGGAUGGGCUGAAACAGCCUGCAGGAGUUAGGCAAGCACUGGAGUGUUACCACGAUGGCCACCUUUGUAGAAAGGGAUAGAUGUUUGUAAGAGCAGACAGUCACCAUGGUGCAGCUUGCCAGGUUCUGUCUAAUUCUUGCCUCUUACCUCAGGAAUGCUCUUGUACAUAGUAUGUAAAGUCAGGCAAACGCUGACAGGUGAACAGUAUACAGGUUUGUAUUAGCACAGCAAUUCCCUGUGGACAUCCAGAAGCAAGGCUGUCCUGCUGUGUUCUACUUCUUGCUUUUGCUUUAAGACCCUUGUGUCUUGAGACGUGGUUCUGUUUGCAUAUUCAAACAAAUCCACUUUGUAAGUCGUUUCAUCUUUUUUUAAAAUGCACCUUCCUCAUGGCAAGAAUCACAGUUACAAGAUGUCAGGGAAAGGCCUUUGGCACAGUUUGUGACUUGUUUGGAUCAGGCUUGGACGAAGCUGUAGAAGAAAAGAGAAGGUUAUUCUAAUAUGUGGAUUCUUCAGAUGAUUUAUCAUAUGCAGAUUUAUGCAGAAAUUAAUUUUAUUCGUGGUUAUCUAUGUCCCUCUCUAGGAGUGGGGGGGGGGGGGAUCUUAAUGAGCUAUUUUGUUUGCUGUCCAGCCAUCACCUGAAUUCCUUUGUCUUCCAAGUUUCUGUAAGAUGGGAGAAUCAUACAUCACCUGUCUUUUGUCUUCAACUCCUUUCCUUCAACCCCAGCUACCAGCACACAGACGGACACGAGCUUUCUCCACAGAGAGAAGCGGGCAGUAGCCAGGUGUAUGCCCCUCCUCUGCUUAUGCGGGGCAGGACUUUGUCUCCCGGAGGCAGAAGAGACAAGCUAAAGAAAGUCUUUGCUGAAAUAAUUGGGACCUGCUGUGAGAGUUCUGAGGCUUUAUAAUGCUGGCAUUUAAUGCUGGAGGGAUGAAAUUUUUGACUGAUGGUAUAGAUUUGUAAAUUGUAAAAGUUUAGGAGCAUUGCUUUAUAAAAAAAAAAAAAAGUCAACUUGAUUAGUGUGCUAAAGGGGACAGUCUAAACUGCUGUCCAGUGUAGACUUUAGGCACUAAUUAUCUGAUACUUCAGUUAGACGUAAGGAAUGAAGCUGAUACAGUGUGAUGUACAUGGGCGGAUUCUUACUGUCUGCAUAUUUGGAAGCCUUAACAUAUGUAGAGAAAUGAUAGAGGUUUGGAUGACUGACAGUCUUGAAAGUAGGUGUGACAGCUUCUCCUGCUUUUCAUGACGUUGUUUCCUGUUGGGUGUCAGUGGUUCACAUAGCUCUUGAUCUGGAGGCUGUGGCUUUUCAGAGAUUCCUUGUAUUUGAUUCUCUUCUGGGCGUGGAUCAUCAUUUUAGAGUUUGACACUUGUACCAAAAGAGAAGUUGAGGAAGUCUUGACAAUACCUGCAACUUCCUUCUGCCGCAGCUGUCAGACGUUCAGUGAGUGCCCUCUCAGAGGCAGUGGCUUUCCUGCCCCAAACCCAAGGGACCACAGGCAUUACACAGGAAGCUGGUCACUGUAGAGGACAGCCCAGAGUUUAUUAAAGGAAGUUCUGAGUACCCUUAAAUAUGUAUCAGCGAUGUCUUUAUAAUGUUUCCUUUGGGUAAAUUUGGGGAUGUUCGUGUAUAUUGAGUUCCAGGCUUUAGAGGGAGUAUGAGAAAUAGGAAAAUCUUAUUUUUGGAAGUAGGUAUCAUUCACUCUUUGAGACUUAGAAGAUGAGUUUAUCAGCACAAGAAAUAAAAACUGAUUUUUUCCUUAGUGUGUAGAUGUAGUUUUACUGGCAAUAAUUAGUGUUAGAUUUCUAUCAGUACAUGAAUUACAGUAUAAAUUACACUCCCCUGGUUUGACUCCCUCUCUGGUAGGCUUGUUUGUUCUGAAGAUUACUUCUCAAAGACAGAUGUUCAUAAUAGCUUCGUUUUUUUGGUUUUAAUCUUUGUAAAUGAUGUAAUAUAAUUUCUUUUGACUAAACAUGGAAAAAUAACAAGUGUUAUACAUUGAAAAGUUUUUACAGGCUUUGACUGGGAUCAUUUUUGAAGAGACGGUAUUUUAUAUGCUUCCAGUAUUUGGAAAAGAAUUAGUCAAAAGGAAUUCAAAUAAUUUAAAUAUUGACAAAUUAAUAUCCAAAUAACAUACUUGUGUGAUUUUUUAAUAACCUGGGGAAAAUGGGAUGUGGGAAUUACAAUGUGCAAAGAAAGAGCGAUCUUUGCAUUCAUUUUUGACUCCUAACACAAAACUGCUAAAUCGUAACACAUUGUUACUUUAAUAUAUGUAUAAAGUAUUACUGUUUGUAAAGCUGCUGUUUGCUUAAGAAAUUAUCAUGUAAGUAUUUUCUGUACAUUGUGCCAACAGAUUAGAACAUUAAUUUAAUUUGCUGAAAGCUUAUCUUUUUAUUUAAUUUUUUUCUGUGGAAUAUUUUAUUUCAAACAUCUUUCCUUCUUCCUUGUCCCUUCAUUCUUUGUACACAUCAUAGAUUCUGCAGAAUCUAAAAACAGAACCCUGGUUAAUGAUAACAUUUAAACUUUGUUGGCAUAUCACACCUUAAAAGUAUUUGUAUUGUUUUGUAAUUUAAUUUCUAAAUAUACCACCUGAAUUUAUAAUUUAAUGUCUUAAUUGUAAUGCUCUAAUAAAAACUAGCAAAAUUUA